AUGGAACUUCAGAAAGAAUUAUCAAGAGAGAUUUCAAAUGAAAUAGAUAAGGAAAUCGACCAGGAGAUUGAAAAAGAAUUAAGAAUGGAAUUUGAAAAUCCACCAGAAAAAGAACAAAAACCCGAAAAGAAAAAGCAAAUACCAAAUGAAAAGAAAGCUCCACCAACCUAUCAAGAAACGAUCAAAGAACGAUCAGAUUUUCCAAGUUUUAGAAGUUAUCGCUACUCACUUUUGGAAGAAGAUGUACCUGUCAACUCUAAUCAUUUAAAAGAUCCUGAAUUCAUGCCAAAUGUAACGGAAGCAAUUGCCCAUUUAAGAUUAUUAAGAGCAUUUGGUGAAUUAAAAAGAAAAGUAGUUCUGAAUUUUAAAAACUCCAAUGAAGAAUCAGGAUCCGACUGGAUAUGGAAAUUAUUUGUUACUGUUGCCGUUAGAAGAUUUAUAUUAUUUAUAUCAGCUGUUAAAUUGCAUGCAAAUAAGUUACCUUCUGGUAAAAGAAAACUUGAAUCAACAACUGAUUCUCGAAGUCAGAAAAUGACAACAUUGCUCAAUCGAUUGGUUCCUCCAUGGGAUGUUCUUAUGGUUUGGCAUUCAUUCAUGUUGAAUCCCAUGACAUUUUAUGAUGUAUUUGCUAGGAAAGAUAUGUAUUAUUUUGUGAACUAUCCAUUUCCAUUGCAUAUUAUAGACACACAUAUCAAUGGUGAAACUUUUGAUUAUGUUGCUUCAGUAGAAUCAAAGAGAGAUUAUUUAACCUUUCUAGCAGAAUUUACCACCAAUGCCCAAGAUUUACAGUAUGAUCCCGACUUGUGUACAUUUUAUGAACAACUGGUGGUGUUCUACAGUCCAAAUACUCAUAUAGCAAUGACAGGUCCAGUUCCAUUGACAACAUCAAAUGGUACAGGAUUUGCAGAUCGCAAGUUCAAAACCAAAAGUCUAGGAUAUAGAUUAAAUGUACUUAAUGAGCAAUAUGGUGAUCUGUAUUAUAUAUCAUUUGAUGAAUUACGGAAAGUCAUUUUAGAUUACGAUCUUCAAAGUCCAAGGUUACUAGAAGGCAUAUUGAAGAAUUAUAGCAACACAUUAUGUUCACCGAUGUUCAAAAAUAGAGAUCCAGAACGUAUAAGCUAUCAUUUAGCAAGAGAUUUGAUAAAUGUAUCUAGAAGACCCGUGGAUUCCCCAGCUCUCAAAUCAAGUGAGCCAUGUCUUCAAGAGUUACUUGUUAGACUUACUUCAGGGAAGUCAAAUCGAUCUACAGUUCAAAGUUUGAUAUUAAGACCUUAUUUGAGAUUUAAUUUGAUAAGUUUAACUGUUUGUAAAGGAGUCAAUAUUGGGGAGGAUUUAGUUGAUUGUGUAUUUCGUCAAGGAAGAUUUAUUGAGAAGAUGAAUUCAAUGGAUUGGUUACAUUCUCCAGUGAUAAAAGAAGGAGUAAUGGAUUCUCUAUCAAGGUAUCACAGAUUUUUCCUGUUAUUAACUGAUGCAACUACAGAACGUAUGUUGGUACCAACCUUGGAUAUUGACUUGAUGUGGCACACUCACCAGUUGAUGUUGUAUGGUUACAUUCGUGAUUGCAAGUCAUCACCUUGCCAAUCUGUCAUUGAUCACAAUGAUAAAGUCGAAAAGAUGCCUUUGGAUGAUGGGUUUGAAGCGAGAACAAAAUUAUACAAAGAAAGAUACAAUGAAGACUAUUCUGUGUGCUUUUGUAAUGAUUGUAUAUCAAAGAGAACUGGGAAAUUAUCAAAGAUAGCUAAUAUUUUCAAGCUGCUGAAAAAGUCAAAGCCGUGGUUGUCGGCAGAAUCUAAUCCUUUGUUUCUAAAAGAAGGUGAAGAAGGUGUAACUCAUUCAAGUGAAGACUGUUCUGUUUCUAAAUUGGUUUUAUGUUCUGGAAAAGCAGGUAAUUGUUGUAAAGUAGAAAGAGAUGUUUCAAAGAAUGGAAUUGCAGUGGAUGGUGUAUUCCGUGGUGGAUUUUACGUGUUUACUGAUUGCGCAGGUGGUUUGGGAGUUGAUCCUAGGUAUUAUCGAUGUAUGGCAAAUCAACUUGCUUCAUGUACUGGUGUUUGUACUGGCCAUGGUUAUUACUCUAAACGUAAACAUGAAAUCCGGGGGACAUAUGCUUUUGGGUUUGGAGGAGGAGGUACUGGAUGUGGAGGAGGGGGCGGAGGAGGAGGAGGUGGUGGUUUUUAA
Messenger RNA from Candida tropicalis MYA-3404, 2175 nucleotides. RefSeq names its product glycine-rich domain-containing protein. Bases 1 to 2175 code for a protein of 724 amino acids. The record is from RefSeq and is a predicted model, not a curated record. Lineage: Eukaryota; Fungi; Ascomycota; Pichiomycetes; Serinales; Debaryomycetaceae. The transcript has a single exon.